UGUACCGAUAUCGCCGAGGUGUCGGUGGAUCAAUGCAAAUCGCGAUAUGAGCAAAUGCAAUCGCGAGCAGACAAAACAAAAUUCGCAAACAAGUUUUCAGCUGAAUUCUUUGCUUGUGAUGCAACAUUGGUGCGUCUACGCGAGCGUUACAAGGAUAAGUCGCUGAAAUUGAAUUUGGUUUCAUGUCAAUUUGCAUUUCACUACUCUUUUGAGUCACUUACUCAAGCAGAAUGCAUGGUACGCAAUGCAGCCGAAUGUCUGCAGCCAGGUGGUUAUUUUAUAGCGACCAUACCGGAUGCAAAUGAAAUAAUGCGCCGUUUGCGUCAGUCACCAAAUGCUCGCAGUAUCGGCAAUGAGCUUUACAAAAUCGAGUUUACAUGUGACACAGAUCCACCACCACUUUUUGGUGCUAAAUAUCAAUUUCAUUUGGAAGGCGUAGUCGAUUGUCCAGAAUUUUUGGUACACUUUCCAACUUUGGUAAAACUGUGUCGUAAACAUGGCUUAAAACUUGAACGUAAAACGACUUUUGCUGACUACUACAAGGAGUCUUUGGAAAAGGGUCGACAGCUACUACAACGCAUGAAUGGCCUGGAAACUGUGUAUCCAAAUCGCUGUUGGAAAGAUCCCGAGUUUCGGCAUUUAAAAAAUAACGGCAGUCCAUCAAAGCCCGUGGGAACGCUUUCCAAGUCGGAAUGGGAAGCUACAACACUGUAUCUAGUAUGCGCCUUCCGUAAAUGCAAGAAUACAUGGGACAACGAGGGUAAACCUGUGUUUGAGUUCGACUAGGUUCUCAGUACAAUUAAACAAGGGAAUUCGAUAAAUGUUUUCAUAGGAAUUUUAGUGCAUGCAUUAUAAAUAAACAAAAUAAAGAUAAAACGUAUUUAUUUUACACGUGUUAAAUUAGUUGUAACUGUUUAUUUAAUUGAGACAGUUCAAUUACAUAUUAGUUAAAAUU
Messenger RNA from Rhagoletis zephyria (snowberry fruit fly), 955 nucleotides. RefSeq names its product RNA guanine-7 methyltransferase (gene Rnmt). Gene Ontology annotation, biological process: 7-methylguanosine mRNA capping. Gene Ontology annotation, cellular component: nucleus. Lineage: Eukaryota; Metazoa; Arthropoda; Insecta; Diptera; Tephritidae. Gene Ontology annotation, molecular function: mRNA 5'-cap (guanine-N7-)-methyltransferase activity. The record is from RefSeq and is a predicted model, not a curated record.